CUAUGACACAUGGUGAGCGCUCAAGGAGUUCACGUCGACCCCAAGAAAAUCGAAGCCGUACGUACGUGGAAGACACCCCAGAACGUGAAGGAGUUGCAGCAGUUCCUAGGCUUCGCCAAUUACUACAACAGGUUCGUGCCACAGUAUGCGAAAAUCGCAGCACCACUCACGAAUCUGCUGAAGAAGAACACACCCUACAAAUGGGAGCCGAAGCACCAGGAAGCCGUGGAGCAGCUGAAGCAAGCACUCACGUCCGCACCAGUACUCAUUUUGCCAGAUCCCGAACGCGACUACGUCAUCGAAGCUGACGCCAGCGACCAGGCAGUGGGAGCAGUCUUGAUGCAAGACCAGGGAAAUGGACUGCAACCAAUUGCCUACCACAGCAAGAAACUGCACGGGGCAGAACUAAACUACCCGAUACACGACAAAGAGGCCCUUGCCAUCGUCAUCGCCUUCAAAGCGUGGAGAUGUUAUCUCGAAGGACGAAGAACAACCGUCUACACCGACCACUGCAGCCUGAAAUAUUUGAAGACACAACCCAACCUUUCCAGGUGGCAGGUCCGGUGGAUCGACUUCCUCGAGACACACUUCCACUACGACAUCGUGUACAAGCCCGGCCACAAAAACAAAGCAGAUGCUCUCAGCCGACCUCCACACGUUGCCGCUAUUCAGAUCGAAGGGAUGAAUCCACUCCUCAAGGGACUCUUCACACACGGGUACGCCAUCGACCCCGAAAUUCCCUUGGCAGAAAAGCGACAUCUGCUACAGUGGGACAGUGACAUCGCGUAUCGGAAAGGAUCAACGAAAAUCUGGGUACCCAAUUACCCUCCUUUGCGCCAGUUACUACUUGAAGAAUACCACGACGUCCUCUACGCCGGACACUUCGGUAGCAACAAGACGCUGACCGGUAUCGCAAAGCACUACUACUGGCCCCACUUGGCAGAAGAUGUUCAGAAAUUCGUCACCUCGUGUGAUACAUGUCAGCGGAUAAAGAGUAGCAAACAGAAGAAGGCAGGACUGCUACAGCCUCUUCCUGUCCCAGAACAGCCAUGGCAAGUGGUUAGCCUGGACUUCAUCACCGGGUUACCACCUACCACUAGCGGUCAUGACGCAAUCCUUGUCGUCAUCGACAAAUUCUCCAAGAUGGGACACUUCUUCCCGACACACACGACAGCACGCACCGAAGAAACAGCACAACUCUUCGUUCGAUACAUCAUCUCACAGCAUGGCAUUCCAACCACACUCAUCUCCGACCGAGACCCCAAGUUCACCAGCAAGUUCUGGAAGGAACUUAUGUCUCUCCUCAGGACCAAACUCGCCAUGUCAUCUGCUUACCAUCCGCAGACCGACGGACAGACCGAGCGCCUCAACCAGAUUGUCAAGCAACUCCUCCGAGCAGCCUGCAAGGACGAGAUCUCCAAAUGGGACUUGCAUCUGCCCAUUUUAGAGUUUGCUUACAACAAUGCUACACAUGCCGCUACUGGAAAGACGCCGUUCUUCCUCUGCUACGGCCGCCACCCACUCACACCACAAAAACCGACAGCAUCAGCCACAGAGACCAGAGAAAGCCUCGGAAACACCAGAAAAAAUCAAGGACAUACUGAAGGAGUUCCAAGACAUUCUUCCCGACGACCUCUCGGACGAGAUACCGCCAUACCAAAGAAAACAACACGAAAUCGUAGAGGAACCAGGUUCGAAACCGACCUUCCGAGCACCAUAUCGGCUAAUCCCCAUAGAACUAGCCGACAUGAAAAAGCAGAUCGAGUAUCUCCUCGCCAAAGGACUCAUCCGACCAUCCACUUCACCAUACGGUGCCCCAGUACUCUUCACACCGAAACCGGACGGAAGCCUGUGCAUGUGCAUCGACUACCGAGCUCUCAACAAGUUGACCAUCUAGAACAAGUACCCGAUUCCACGAAUCGAUGACCUGCUUGACCAGCUUCGGGGAGCCAC
Molecule: messenger RNA, 1953 nt
Organism: Closterium sp. NIES-67
Lineage: Eukaryota; Viridiplantae; Streptophyta; Zygnematophyceae; Desmidiales; Closteriaceae
Source: the annotation of a GenBank genome assembly